Adineta steineri is the source of this 1026-nucleotide messenger RNA. The record is from the annotation of a GenBank genome assembly. Lineage: Eukaryota; Metazoa; Rotifera; Eurotatoria; Adinetida; Adinetidae.
AUGAUGCAGAUAGGAUCUUCAACAGUUACUGUCUCUAAUAUUACACCUGUCAAAUUCAAUGAACUUUACUCUAAAUAUAACGAAACUCUUUCAUGUCCAUGUUCAACAACCAGUAUAUCUUAUAAAAAUUUUGUUUCCAAUACAAUCAAAAUUCAUCCUGUUUGUUCAAGUCGUUUCGUUAGUCAAGAAUGGAUUCAUGCAUUAUAUUUAUCGAAUGCAAGUCGAUAUGGAGUAUCGGAUUUUCGAACAACAGCUAGUUCUCAGUUUGAAAUUUUGUCCAGUUUUUGUUCAUUGGCUCAAGACAUAGUUAAUCAUACUGAAAAUGAUGUCAGUAGUAACGAAUUUGUUACUAUUUAUCUUCUUCCUGAUACACAAGUUGAACACGAAUUAUCAUUUAUUUUGCAUGAAAUCAAACAAAUAAAUUCAACAUCGAUCAGCUGUAUCUGUGCCACUAAUCCUGAUUGUCAAACUGAAGCCGUCAUUUACGGCAAUAACCCUAGUGUUAUUUCUUAUGAUGACACUAAUGUUAUUUAUAAAAUACCAGGUUUUAUCAGAGGCUGUCUUAAUAGUGACUUACUUCUACAAUCGACUCUGCAAUGUCUAUAUCCAGAAUUAAAUUCAGAUUGUUUUGCAAGACUACUGAUUUAUACAUCAUUGUUCAACCCGACAUUUGAAUCAAAUAGAUCCGCGCUUGAUCUACAUGCUCUUGUUUAUGAUCCAACACGGAAUCGUUUUCCUCCAAAUACUUUAAUAUCAAUUAUCUUUAAAGAAAUGAUGCUGGAACAAUGGAAUUCAUCUUGGUCGUAUGAACGGUUUUACGAAUCAUGUGCACCAAAGUAUUGUACUUAUCAUCAGAAAAUUCGUUCAAAGACUAUUGUGGAUAUACUUAUAACGUUGUUGUCCACGAUCGGUGGUCUUGCUGUUUCUCUACGUCUUAUCACUCCUCAUUUUGUCAAAUUUAUUUCCAAAUUAUGGGCAAUGAUACGUAAAAGAAAACAAAAACAACAAGAACAACAAGAACACUAA